Suillus bovinus is the source of this 3051-nucleotide messenger RNA. RefSeq lists its product as uncharacterized. NCBI's taxonomy places the organism in Eukaryota, Fungi, Basidiomycota, Agaricomycetes, Boletales, Suillaceae. The coding region runs from base 1 to 3051 and encodes 1016 amino acids. The record is from RefSeq and is a predicted model, not a curated record. The transcript is spliced from 12 exons.
AUGUCAAGGAAAAGAAAAUAUGUGGUGUACCGCGAUGAAUCCGACUCAGACGACCAUGCAACAACAGCCUAUGCCAGGAUGAUAGCAGUGUCAGCCAGUGGCCGCAGACAAAUCAUUAUACCUUGCUCCCCGACAAAAUUCAAGGCGGGUGAUGGGCUGGAAGACCAACUUGAGCCCCUGCAAAUGGACAAUUGGGAGCCAACCCUUGGCGAUGACUUUGUAUUCGACGACGAGAUUGAGCCCCAACCUGUCAUGGUGGUCAAGGUACCAGCAAAACGCUAUGCAAAAUCGGAUGCACCUUUGCAUGAAUGGAUGGGCGUCAACGAGCGUGUCGGAUUCCGUGAAGAAUAUCUCCUUGAAGAGCUACGUCUGGAGGGCCGUGGUAGCUUAACAACAACACCAUGCUCAUGCAGCAAUAUCAAUAAUAAUAUUAUACAAGAACACCUGUACCGCUGUGAAGAUUGCUAUGGACCAGAAAUUUUGUGCAAGUCUUGUUGUUUAUUAAAACAUGCACGUCAUCCUUUACAUAUCAUUUAUAAAUGGAAUGGGACUUAUUUUGAGCGUAGUUCCUUGGCCGACAUGGGCCUUAGGGUUCAACUAGGACACGAAGGAAUGCCAUGUUUGCGUUCACAAAGAGGGCAUAUUUCUUUUGUCAUGAUUCACACCAAUGCAAUCCACCGAGUAAACAUCGAUUUCUGUGGGUGCCAUCAACAAGUUUCUCAUCGCCAGCAAUUGUUAUGUUGCGAAUGGUAUCCGGCCACGCCACAUUUUCCUCAGAGUGCCUGCACAAGACGGGUUCUGGAGUUCUUUCUCAUUUUGGCGUGGUCAAGCAAAUUAUCUGGCUACGAGUUCUACACUAGUCUCGAACGACUCACUGACAACACGGGUUUGAAUGUACCUAAGUCUCGGUAUAAAGAAUUUAUGAGAAUAGUUCGUCAAUUUCACCAUAUCAAACUAAUGAAGCGAGCUGGCCGUGGUAAUAUAACUGGUGGUAUCUACGAUACUGAGCCUGGUGCAUUAGCCAUCAAGUGUCCUGCUUGUCCGCAACCUGGCGUAAACCUGCCGGAGGACUGGGACAAAGUGGAGGGAUCAAUGAACAUUGCUGAUCCUGGGCUACACACGGGUCUUGCAUACUUUGUUCCUGACAAAUUUUACACAGAACACAUACUCAAGAAUGCAAGUCAAGCCGAUAUUAGUACUUGUUCGGGUUUCAAGACAUUGGCACACGCUGAAUCCAGGCACUCCAAUGGGUUGCGAUCGACUGGUGUUGGCUUAUGUCUUUGCGCACACCAUGAACUUGUUCGACCUCGAGGAGUUGGAGACCUUCAAAAGGGCGAAAGAUAUGCUAAUAUGGAUUUCAUCUUCUUCUCAUCCAUCAUGCCUCUCCUCCUCCUCACCGUUGUCAUAUCUUAUGACAUCGCUUGCCAGUGGAAGCUCAAUCUCAUGAAGAGAAUGAAUGAGCUCCCUGAACACCUUCGGAUGCCAGCGGCUGUUGCCCUCGUGGCAUUUAUGUUUGGAAUCCUGAAGUUUCACUGCCCUGUGCACAAGGAAAAAUGUGCGAUUCCGCAUUCCUUGAACCUCAUGCCAGGCGUAGGACGGACUGAUGGCGAGGGAAUUGAAUGCAACUGGGCAGAGAUGAAUCGUGUCGCCAACAGCACGAAGGAAAUGGGCACUGGUUAUCGACAUGAUGUCCUCGAUGACCAUUUUGGACAUCACAACUGGCGCAAGUAUGCUGGACUAGGACUCUCACUACGGAAAAAACUGCUAAAUGCUGUCAAGGAACAGGGUCGUCACCAAUCGUUUUUGCGUGACUUUAAUUUAGUGAUUGACGAUGUGCAUCAAGGAGAAUGGACUGCGAUGAUCGAGGCUUGGGAAUGCGACAAAUCAAGUCCGAAUCCAUACAUGCACAUCAAAAUUAGCCUUUCAGAAGCACAAAUACAUGCUAAUCUUACGGACGAUGAGAAGAUUUCUAUCAGUAAUGGGUGUCAACUUCUGCACGAAGUUACUCCUAGUUCUUUCAUCAAUAUGGGCCUGGUUCUGGAAGAUGCACAGCGACAAAUCAAAUAUGAUCUCACAAGAUCUCUCAGUGCGAAUGGGCAUGCCGAACUUAACCAACGUCGGAUCACACUACAACAACAGCUAGCCCGCUUUCGCAUCAUACAGCGGGUAUAUAUGGUAGGCAUCAAAGGCUGGAUUGAAGAGCAAGACAUGAACUCGUCUGAGGAAGUUGAGGAUGAAUCACUCUGGCUGCCGUUGACACUCCCUCCAAGUGAUCGAGACUUACUAUGUACCAACAAUAUUGCUCACAUCGAGGCUGAGUUGCGCAAGGGACAGUGUUGCGAUUCACUCGAUAAGUUGCACAGGCAACUACAUACUAAAUCCCAUUUUGUCAAGCACCGCAAUCUCAAUUUACGCGGACAACAAGCCAACACUUGCGCAAAUUCCUCUCUCGCUCGGUUGAACAGCAAAAUCAAUGCUGCCACAGAAAAAUACUGUCUCGCUUGGUCAGCAUUGCUAAAACUGGUUGGGAUCAGCGAGUUGGACAGGGAAUUUCAAUCCCUAGAGGCAAAGGACAUUGUGGCACCUGUCGACACAGUGUCGGGUGUGAGGAGUACUACAGGAAUGCGCGGAAGGAGAGACACAUUGCGUGGAUUAGGGCAGGGGUAUCAGACGACAUUGUGGAUUUGGUCUGUUUUGGGAGUUCGCGAUCACGAAAGUGAUGCGGGUCUGAAUGAUGUGUUGCAUGUAGAAUGGGCCAAGUCUUGUGCCCAGGUGUUACUCCUCAAGGAGGAAAUGCGGCGAACACAACAAUUUCUCGGAUGGCAUGCAGAACAGUGGCAAUCUAUCACUGACCUGUCACACAAGGACAUGCAGAUCAUGGCUGGCGCCAUCGCAUAUGCUCACAGGCAGGCUGCAGUUCAGCAUGCACUACUGUCUCGUUUCACUUUUCUCUGGACCAAUGGAGCUGCCGCGGACAUCACAGCCGCUAUGGAUGAGUUGGCUGAAGAUUUUGCCAGGGAUGAGGUUAAUUUUGAUGAUGAUGAGGGGUAG